GGAAGCGACACGGCAGCGGAUGUAGCAGAAGCAGCAGGCUACGGUACAUCGGCAACUAUGUAGCUCUGCGAGCAAAAAUAUUAUACACCCGACUAGCUGAAGUAUCAUGCCCUCCUACGUAUUUAUGUCGCUGUAAAGUAGCAGAGUGCUAAAAUGUGUAUGUGAAGAUAACUGGACAGAAAUUUCAAGGCGAGGAGUCGAGUGUGAAACCGAAGCCUGUAGCGUAGAGGCAUUAUCUGCCCUCUCCUGGACGCUUUGAAAGGUGACGUUGGGUUACUCGUCUUCCUUAUUACCCUACCUUGGCGUUUUAACAGCCUUUUAAAUGACUACACUUGUCCGGCUACGUUUAUUUUAGACUCGGGGGAAGGGUGUGUAACGCCAAGGGACAGUGGGGUUUGUAGUUUGCACCAGGUCUGACUAUCCGCGUUACCGCCCCGUUUUCUCGCAGCGUUUUACUUUUCUCCCAUGUAGUAACGCGAACUGCGCGACCAGGAGACUGAAGAUACAGCGUUUUGGACUAUAAGCAAAACCUGCUUACACCAUGGGGAAUACAACCUCCUGCUGCGUGUCCGCGAGCCCUAAACACCGAAGGAGCAACCACUCCAGGCUCGAGCCCUACCGGCCCGAGCCGGAGCUGAGCCGGGAGGACACGGGCUGCAACCUCCAGCACAUCAGCGACAGAGAAAAUUUAGACGACCUGCCCAUGGAGUACAAUCCCUCAGAUCAUCCCCGAGCCAGCACCAUCUUCCUCAGCAAGUCACAGACUGACGUUGCUGUGCCCAACAAGAGAGUUCGAGAAAAACGGAAGAGCCUUUACAUCAACCACUUCACACACAUUUCGGAGAACAAGCAUCAUCCAGGCCCAGUGAGAAGGAAGUACAGCUCAUGUUCCACCAUAUUCCUCGAUGACAGCACUGUCAGUCAGCCCAACCUAAAAUACACCAUCAAGUGUGUAUCUCUCGCAAUAUACUACCACAUAAAGAACAGAGAUGUCGACGGAAGAAUGUUGUUAGACAUUUUCGAUGAGAAGCUUCAUCCGCUCUCGAAGUCAGAGCUUCCUCCUGAUUACGACAAACACGACCCUGAGCAGAAACAGAUCUACCGCUUUGUCAGGACGCUGUUCAGUGCCGCACAGCUCACCGCUGAGUGUGCUGUUGUCACAUUGGUGUAUUUGGAGAGGCUCCUGACCUACGCCGAAAUCGACAUUUGCCCUGCCAACUGGAAACGCAUUGUGUUAGGCGCCAUCCUCCUGGCAUCUAAGGUCUGGGAUGACCAGGCGGUCUGGAACGUCGACUACUGCCAAAUUCUCAAGGAUAUCACUGUAGAGGACAUGAAUGAGCUUGAGCGUCAGUUUCUGGAACUGCUGCAGUUCAACAUCAACGUGCCGUCCAGCGUCUACGCCAAGUAUUACUUUGACCUGCGCUCCCUAGCUGAGGCCAACAAUCUCAGCUUCCCCCUUGAACCCCUCAGCAGGGACAAGGCCCAGAAACUAGAGGCCAUCUCACGGUUGUGUGAUGACAAAUACAAGGACUUGAGGAAACAAGCCAAGAAGCGGUCAGUGAGUGCAGACAACCUGACGGUGGUGCGGUGGUGUCCAGCCAUCAUUUCCUAACACUGGCCGUCUACAGCACCAAGAUAGACCUGUCAGACAAUCUGUACUGUAUUACUGCCUGUUAAGCAGGCAAACCAGGUGGGCAGCAGUCCUGUGGAACACUGGGUCUGUCUGGAAUACACACACACACACACACACACACACACACACACACACACGAUCUGGCACUUUUUGCAAGUGUGAUUGCACCCUCUGGUUGUUGUACAUAAAAGAAGUCGCACUGGCUGCUUGCACUGAACCAAACAGAGAUGAGCUGAACCAAACUGAAGUGUGUGAGUGAAAGUUGUUAGAAUAAAGACCUUGACUGCAGAAGAAAAGAAGAGGCCAAACUGAAAUACAGCUGGCAAAUAUGAGAAACUGUAUGAAGUUGGGAAAAGAAAAUAGGAACAAGGUUAAUGCGAAACAUAACAGAUGACAGCGGCAGCAGCGUUCCAUAAUUCCCUCUGAGACUCGACUGGCUUGUACGGUUGACUGAGGGAGGCCGUGCACAUUCCUUUAAUAUUAAUCUUUUGGUUCAGUCACUUUCUUAGCUGAAGCUUGAGAUGUUUUUUGUUUGACAGCUUACAGGCACAUUUAACAUUUUUAAAUGCUCAAUUCCUCAAUUUGUUUCAGUGUUUUGUUGUUUAUGUGUUCUUUUGCAUUCCCAUCCAGCAGAAACCUCUGCCUGCAGAUAUCAGCCCACACAAAGGAAAGACAUGUACAUUCCACUGUUAACUUGAGUGUACAGUUGAUUCAUUUGACUGGACUUCAUAUCAUUCGCCCUCCUUGACAAAAUAGUCCACCGUGUAGUCAUUUGCGUUGUAGCCGUUUUACUGAAGAGCUAACCUUAAAAAAGCAAGUCAGCGUUUGGCUCAAGGGCGCCUGGGAAUUCAACUUGUACUAUUCCAGUUACAGAACAGUUUCUCUUACAGCAAGACCAUCCAGCCACCAUUCAAAUAAAGCUAUUCACUUAAAGCAAUAUUCAUGCAUUGCUUUGUUGUUGUGAUUAAAUACGAUGAAGCAUGCAUUCUUGGGAGAAUACUGACUUGAAGACAGUAGACUACUACUCCCAGUCAGAUGUGAGAUAUACUGUAGAGCUUAUGUUGUACUUAAUUCACUGCCGUUGUCCUGACCUGUGGUGCCUGUGAUAAGCUAGUUUUAACACUUCUCCCCUUUCUACUGGAGGAAUAGAACAAAUAAUUCUGAAGUUUUGUUUUUUUUUUGGUUAACAUUUUGUAUGGUUCUUCCAGCUUACAAAGAAACACGAGCACAAAUGGGAUAUUGACAUUACUGGAGAGGACCAAAAUGAAUGAAGAAGCAUUAAGCGGCAAUUCAAACACUGCUUACAAAAAGAUAGAUUGUAUACAUUUUUCCAAAUUGUCUCUGUACAGUGUAAAUACUACGCCAGUGUGCAAAAUCUGUAGACUGAGGUCAUUCUGUAAAAAAUCAGAAUGAUGUUCAAAUAUUUAUAUCGGAUCAGUUUUUACUGUACAUGAGAAGGAUGGUAAAUAUGUUUGAUUCCUUGUUCAAAUGACAAAUCAAGUAAAGACAAAGGUGAAGUAUUAAGAUUUAAAAUGGGAGACACCACUUGAGAUUUUUUGUCUGUUUUCUUGUUAUGAUGUUUUCACACUGAAAAAAUGCCAAGUUUUUAUAUGUUACAUACUUUGUAAUAUUUAGAUAACACAAGACUAUUCAGGCUUAUUUUAUGAUUUGUUAUUUUUUGAUAGAUUGUUUUUUUUUCUCUGUGGAAGCAUUGCCAGAUUCAGAUGUUGUUAAGUAAUGUUUGUUUCUUAGGGAGCCCCAUAACUGACAAAAUGUAGUAAAAGGUUAUCCAGCAAGUCAAAAAUACAGUAGAUAAAUAGUACUGUAAAGUAGAUCAUUAAGAGAAUGUAAAGAACUAUAAAGCUUUAUAGAUUUCCUUCAACCUCCAAUGAGUUGGAGAAAAAAGUAAUUUGUUUGCAGUUUGCAGUGAUUCUACAGCAGUAGCCUAUGCAGUAAUGUAUAUGGAUUACAUAACAUUAUGUGCACUGUCAUAGGAACUGGAUACUCAAAGAUGGCACCCUCUCACUUAAAUGAAAAUUGUUCGCCUGGCACAUAAGCCAAUAUGUCUGUAGUCCACUGCACAUGCGCACUAGAGUUUCCCCUGCUCGCCCCAUAGACUUGACAUUGGUAUGACGUCACGCAAAUAGAGUGCGAAACCACUUAUAUUGAUCAACAAGAUUGGGACAGAAUCAUUACUAUACAAAUACUGUUUUAACAGUUUGCUUAUAGGAAUCAGGUAGUCUGCUUACAGUGUUCAUUUUGGGUCUUCAAACUCUGCUACCAGUGCAAUGUUUAUAGCCUGCAGUUUAUUUUAAGGACUGUUCAGAAUUUAGAAAUGCACCGAGACCACCGUUGAGGCUUAGUAGCCUAUUUGCACAUGUUACUUUAUUUGUAAACAGCACAAUACUGUCUUAGGCUUUAGUCUAAUUGUAAUUGAACUACUUAACUGUGUUGCUGUAUAGUAUGUUUGUGAGUUAUGCACAAUAAUUUAAUUUGUACAGCGCUUGCAACAUCUGUUCUCUACAGUUAUUUUGAAAUGGUCAACAAAAUUUUAAAUAUAAAAUAAUGAAACUUUUUUCAUUAUCUUAUGUUUAUGUAAUAAUACACAAUUGUCAAUUAGAUGGUUAUCUGCAAAAAAAUCCUUUAUAAUCAUUUGCUGAUAGUGAUCAGUUUGAACCUGACAGACGUGAUCUCUAUAAAUCUUAUAGUGGAAAGCUCUUCCACGUUUUUGUAUAAUAUAAAAUCUCAAGAGAUUUAAAAUCUGUAAUACAAAGAGUAAUAAUUAACCUUGUUUGCAGUUUGACAUUCUUGUCCACAGCUUUACAAAUGUCUCUUUUUUUUAAUGGUGGUCUAUAGGGAAAAUACUUUUUGGACUUCGGGGAAGUUUUUCAUUGCAGUACCUCAAGUGGCCACUGGGACAAAUAGGCAGCAAGACAGAGAGUUAUAUCAGCUCUAUAAUAUCCAUAUAAUCCAUGAUUCUGGCACUAGUGUUUUCAGUUAGGCUAGCUAGCCACGCAGUUAUCUUGAUUGUUCACUGAUGUUACACAAACCCUUAACUAAAAGGGAAAUGUUCUGUGGGGGAAAAGUAGGUUAGAAAUCAAAUGAUUGUGUCCCAAGGACGAAGGAGUUAAAAAAUAAAAUGAGUUGCUGAAAGAUGAAUAGACAAGUAAAAUUAAUAAAGUUGUGAUUCAUUUUGUCAACUGAUUGGAGGUUAGAGGAAAAGUCACAAGCUCUGUUUGUUUUUUUAUUAAUACUAUUUAAUGACAUUUUAACUUAUAUCUUUGACUUUUCUGAAAAUCCUUCACAGCAUUUUUUCACUUUUGGGGCUCUGCAGUUUCUUGUAUUUACUGGAUAUAAGUGAAACUGUUUUGUUGUUUUUUUAACCAAGAACAAAUCACUUCCUGAUUUGCUUUUCUUAACAUUUCAUGGCUCAGAAUUAGGAAAAUGUUCAGGGAUGAAAUAGAGGGUAUACCUAUAAAAUCACUGCAGUUUAAUUGGUGUAAUUCAUUCUAGUUUUCACACUUGAAUGUUAAUAAAAGUGUUAAGUAAUGCUUCAGUUGUACUACUAUUAUAAACGUUAUAAUAGUGGUUGUUUGCCUUAUGAUCAACUGGACUCACAUUUUCCUUCACUACACCAUUAAAUAGACGGUAAAUUAGGUUUAAAAAUAGGACAAAACCUGGAAGUGAUUGAAAAACACACAGAAAUUGCUUUUUUAAAAUAAUUCUUCUUCAUAACACGAAAGGUCAGAAAAAGGUCCAAAUUCAAAUGUCAACGUACCCUCCUCCAAGCUUCUGUUGUUUGUCAAACUACCAGAGAGUCAGUCAGUGAGAUUUCCAUCCCUGAGCAGCAGGGGUGAGAAGGGACAGAACUACCAAAGUCAUGGAGAAAUGAAGGACGACCCUGUUGGAACAUGUUGCUCUGAUCCACCCCACUUGCACAUGAAGUGUAUGACAAGGUAUUAGGACUUGAAUCGAGAACUGUUUGUUUUGCAUGGUGCUUCAAGUGAGUGAAAAAUAAAGUGCAAAAUGUGUCUUUAGGAAAGUAACGUUACUGAAGUUGCUGUUGUGAGUUCAGACUCUUAGAGGUAUUCAAAGAUUGUAUAUCCUAUUUAUUGUAUACAGCCCAGGCUGGCGUUUUCUAGACCCAGAAGUAAGCUUUGAUGCCAUGUGGUCAACUAAGGUGAGUCCUGAGGUGGGAAAUUGACUCCGACAGCAACGACCUUGAGCCUGUGGCGUCCUGUCAGCUGGUUAGGUGUGUGUCAUAGCCUUGUGCACUGAACUCUACCUCUGCAUAGAGUUUUUUUGAAUUUCACAAAUUUAACUUUGAUCAUGGCGAUUUUCCCUUGCUCAAACAUCAGUCAACUGCUGUAGCUGUGACCUUUUUUGUUUUAUCAUUGAGUGAUAUUUUCAACAAGUUGUAGACUACUGUAUUCUGUUGUUGUUGUUAUUGUAAGUGUAUUAUUUACUUUUCAGUUGAGUCAGUUAUUCUGUUUCUCAGUUUGCCAAAAUCUCUAUCUCUGUUCUUUUUCUCUGUAUGUUUUCAUUAUGAUUUUAGAGAACUGCUCCCAAUUCUUCUCUUCUGAAGCAAUGUUUAGAAAAACCUGUGCAAGAAUUAAACUUUAAAUCCUUGCAAUAAA
Messenger RNA from Micropterus salmoides (largemouth bass), 6270 nucleotides. It is a transcript of the gene ccny, whose product is annotated as cyclin Y. Gene Ontology annotation, molecular function: protein kinase binding; cyclin-dependent protein serine/threonine kinase activator activity. Gene Ontology annotation, cellular component: plasma membrane; cytoplasmic cyclin-dependent protein kinase holoenzyme complex. The record is from RefSeq and is a predicted model, not a curated record. The transcript is spliced from 12 exons. The coding region runs from base 542 to 1612 and encodes 356 amino acids. NCBI's taxonomy places the organism in Eukaryota, Metazoa, Chordata, Actinopteri, Centrarchiformes, Centrarchidae. Gene Ontology annotation, biological process: regulation of canonical Wnt signaling pathway; regulation of cyclin-dependent protein serine/threonine kinase activity.